UAAUUCUGCCAGUUAAUCAGUCUAGUGUAAAAGCAUAGUCACCCUAUCUCUUUUAAAUAUGAUCGGCUCAAAUGAUCAUGACGUAAUGCUGCAAGGGAUGAGAAAGAGUGAGUGCGACUAAUAAUUGUUGUCUUUCUGGGAAAGACGAUUUAAAGACAUCUCACUGCAAAUUGAAAAGUUGCUUUGGUCAUCAUUUUUCCAUCUGACAGAUUUCUUUCCGACGUCUUGCCGAGUGGUUGCCAGCUAAGUAAACUGAAAGGCAUGGCUAAUCCUAGGAUGCAGUCCGUAUAGGUUAAAAAAUACAGAAAAAGCACUUUAGUUUAGCAAGAUGUCGCUUUCUAUUGUUUUAAAAAAUGAUUUUACAUAAUUAUAUGCAAUACUUGUAUUAGUUUCAACCAGUGAACUCUCAACUAUCGAUCAUCCGACCACACGACGACCAUUUCCGGUGUUUACUCGAAACGAUAACAACAAGUCUUCGGGAGAAUAAUGUUGUGAGUGCUAUAGAAAAAAUUUUCAGAGGAUAGUGUGUGUAUAACAUAUACGACUUUAUCUUUUUUCGGGUUGCUCGUAUACUUUACAGAAAACCCGUAAUGGGUAACUGUUUGAAAAGUCCAACUUCAGAUGAUAUUUCACUUCUACAUGAAGAACACGGAGCAUUAAAUACGCGAGGAGAGCCGCCUCCGCCAUAUCAGGAAGACCCACCAUAUUCGUAUUUUAUUCAAAGCCAGAGGGCCCCGCAUCUUCUCUCUGAAGAGCAGCAAAUUCGCUUAGCCCAACGACUUGGCUUAAUCCAACAUUUACCUGUUGGGAAAUACGAUGAAACAAAAAAGAAAAGAGAGUGUGCUAUAUGUAUGGUAGACUUUGAUUAUGGUGAUGCUAUACGGUUUUUGCCCUGUCUGCAUAUCUAUCACAAGGAAUGUAUUGAUGAUUGGUUAAUACGGUCAUUUACUUGUCCAUCAUGUAUGGAGCCAGUUGACGCUGCCUUGCUAUCUUCCUACGAAACAUCGGAUUGAUUGAAGGAUUACCAAGACUGACGCCAAUGACUGUUUUAACACCAUCUGCACAAGAAAUGUAAAUGUUUUUGAGAAGUAAUUGUAAUUUAUGGGCAUUACACUUCCAGUUUAAGUACAGUUUAGCUGUGACGCAGGUAUAGCUUAAGUUGCGUUGAGGCUAUAGAUAGGCCUUUUUUUCCAUUAUCUGAGUUGCAAAAUGAUUAGGUUUUAUCCUUGGCAUUCCUUGCAUCAUGCUAUUUGUAAAAAUUAGAACUUUCCUAUUGAUAUUGUUUUCAUAACAUCAGUUUCACAGUUAAAAAGGCCUUCUUUUUAUUGUGACAAUUGAUGUCAAUGACAGAAAAUAAUUAUGAAGAGAAAAAGGAAAUUUGUGUUAUAAAAGUUUGUACAUUGUAACACAAUUAAGAUUUGAUUACAAGAACUAACCAAACCAAGAAAAAAAAAUUGAUUAUUAUUUCAGUAAUUGGUUUAGCAAAUCACAGAAACCAGGCUAGACAGUGAUCAUACAUGUUACCCUAGCUAGUGUAUUUAAAACAGUUUAAUCAAGUAAUUUGGUAUGAUAUGAUAAAGUCGAUUGAUGUUAUAAUACAUAGUUAUCUAUUUUUGAAUGUAAAAAUCUGUAAAAAGUAUUGGAUGGUAAAUAGUUUUAAAACAAAAAAAAGGUGAUUCAGUGGACAAAGUGGGAAAACAUUUGUCAUGACUAAAAUAUCAUGAAUAUUAUGACAAUGAUUACAUCAGUACCAUUGAACGGCAAACAAACAGUUAAACAAACAUAUUGUUGUAUAGAGGUCACUCACUGGUCAGUACUCACUCGUUUAGUGAUCUCACUAUUUUUCCUGUAUAGUUAUUUGUAGUAUUGGCUAUAUUGUUUUCUCAUUCUAUGUAUUGAAUCACUGGUCCAGUACACAACAUUAAACACAACAUUAAUCACCAGACAAGUGACUAUUUAGGACGAUAUUUUACUUCGGUUAUAAAUUGAAAUGUACCAACCAUUGUUAAUUUGUGUACAAGUCAGUAGCCUGCACCAAAGUUUCACCAUGUGCAAUGUAAAUAAUGUAUUUUGUUUUCGCGCAAAUUAGAGGGUGUAAAUAGACGAGGGAACUAAUUUAUAGAAUAGACAAAUUUAAAAAAUAUUCGAUGAUGUGGUGUAUUUAUAUUUCGCAAUAUGUUUUAUGACGUGUA
Messenger RNA from Dendronephthya gigantea, 2192 nucleotides. RefSeq names its product RING finger protein 11-like. The record is from RefSeq and is a predicted model, not a curated record. The transcript is spliced from 4 exons. Bases 591 to 1013 code for a protein of 140 amino acids. NCBI's taxonomy places the organism in Eukaryota, Metazoa, Cnidaria, Anthozoa, Malacalcyonacea, Nephtheidae.